CGUUGUGGACUCCAAGUUAUCAUAGUGUAGGAAAGCCCAAUAAGGCCCAACCACCGAAAGAAAGCUAAAGAAGAAGAAGAAGAAGGUGUCAAACUAAUUUGCUGUGAUUCUACUCCAAAUAGUUGAUUCGCAAAUAGACGCGUGUUAAUCGAUCCUCAAGGAAACGACCCGUUUUACCCACAGACCCGACCCGACACGACUCGACUUCCUUCACCUCGUCAAAUCGGUUGAUCGGCCUCCCGAAAUCUCCGGGCAAAGUUCAUCUGUAGCUUCAUUUCUGGGAGAGUCUAUGGCUGCAAAGGAAGGUGCAGAAUCGAACAUCAUUGAGGAUCAUGAUCUCUGGAUCCGAGCAAUGCAGAGUAGCCGGUCCAGCAUCAAUAUUCUGCAAGACAGGUUCGUAACUGUUGAGGAAUCUGCUCUGGUUUGCAAGCAAGUCUCACAAAAGGAGACUGAUAUUCUCUGGAGACGAGUGAAAACCGCAACAGCGUUACUGACCUACCUGAAAUCAAAAGCAACAACUCUGGCUGCUGCGGAUUUGGCUCAGCUGUCACCUGCAACCGACCAGCUCGAGGUUGAUGUGCUUGUCAAUACUAGUUGCUUUCCCGUUUCUGGAUUGUUAGAGAGCAUUGCCGACGCUCAGCUAACGAUGGAGACUGGUAGGAGACAAGGAUCAACAGAUGAAAAUGAUGGGACUUAUGUCACUGAGAUGCUGAAGCAUGUAGAGACCGUUACAGGCGUGAUGGAGUCUCUGGCUAGGCGUGCCAUAAUCGCAGAAUCCGAAGCCGCAAUUGAGAAAGGGAAGGUUAUGUUAAGUCAAGAAGAAAUCCAAAGAAAGGUUGGCCAAAUCGACAACAUGUCCAUGAAAUUGGAGGACAUGGAAAAGUUUGCUCUUGGGACCAGUAGUAUUCUCUGUGAAAUGCGGCAGAGGGUUGAUGAUUUGGUCGAAGAAACGUCUAGACAGAAGCAAAGAGCUACGGAAAAUGAGCAGGAACUCUGUCGUGUCAGGAGAGACUUUGAGUCGCUUAAAUCCUAUGUUACAAGUCUCAUCAGCGUCAGAGAAACACUCGUCUCAUCGGAGAAGCAGUUCCAAACAAUCGAGAGACUUUUUGAACGGCUUGUGGCAAAGACAACGCAGUUGGAAAGCGAGAAAGUGCAGAAAGAAGCAGAGGUUCAGAAACUAUUGGAAGAGAAUGUAAGACUGACGGCUCUUGUUGAUAAGAAAGAGGCGCAGCUUCUGGCCAUGAAUGAGCAGUGCAAAAUGAUGGCCCUAAGCUCCAUGUAAAGAUUGAGAGAUUUGCUAUAUUAUCAUCUCUCUUCCACAUGUAAACAUAAAUGAAACCCUCAUUUGAUACAACCGCCGUUUUCAUCCUUGUUUGUAUGUAUACCAAGAAAAAUAUUGGGAGACUCUUCUUAUGUGAUUGUACACUCCCCCCUGCACACGAAAUGAAAUUACAUAGUGGAUUGGCAUA
Messenger RNA from Eutrema salsugineum, 1469 nucleotides. Its product is annotated as golgin subfamily A member 5. Gene Ontology annotation, biological process: negative gravitropism; response to red or far red light. Lineage: Eukaryota; Viridiplantae; Streptophyta; Magnoliopsida; Brassicales; Brassicaceae. The transcript has 3 exons. The record is from RefSeq and is a predicted model, not a curated record. The coding region runs from base 290 to 1282 and encodes 330 amino acids.